UGGGAGUCAGAUUGUAAAUAUUACAAGUGAAGAAAAGCGCAUAGGUCCACAUAUUUAGUGGCCUUAACAUGGUUCACACGUGUGUAGUGGCUGGUUGUAGAAAUAGGAGGACUCCUGGGACCACAUUAUCCUUCUACAGAUUUCCACGGGACCCUGCGCGGAAAAAGCGGUGGAUUGCUGCUGUGAAUCGAGAGGGAUGGGUGCCAAACGAGGGAAGUAGACUCUGCAGCACUCACUUCAUUUCAGGAAAACAAGUGAAGAAUCCUAGAUCUCCAGACUAUGUACCUUCAGUUUUCACUUCAGCGCCAAUGUCCCCAAAUAUGAAGGAAGCAAGUGUCUGUGAACUUUAUGAUAAACAAGAGGCACAAGUGGAGGCAGCCAAUGCUUUGCUCUUCUUACAAGGACAAGGACGUUUCUUGGAGGACCAUGGCCAGAUCCAAAGUCAAGAAGAGCCAGAGAGUGUUUUCUCUUCACUAAGCAGUUGUGAUGAAGAGGAGGAUGAUAAUGAUGAAGAUGAUGACAAAGAGGAAGAAAACUCACUGACAAGUAUAAGCCCAGGAGGAGGAAAGCCAGUCAAAAACAUCUCCACCAAGUCCCCCGACUAUGGGACCAGUCUUGAGGCCCUUAAGAAAGAGAAUAUGGAACUGAGGGAAUCAUUAGAAAAGAUAUCUCUCACUGAGGCAUCAUUCAGAAAUGAUCCAGAAAAGGUCAGAUUCUAUACAGGAUUGCCGAACUAUUUUGUAUUCGAGACGGUGAUGUUGCUUCUUGUGCCCCACAUUAAAGGGGACAAAAAUGCGAAACUUUCAAAGUUCCAGCAACUACUAUUGACACUUAUGCGACUAAGGCUUGAUCUUAAAAACCAAGAUUUGGCCUAUCGUUUUGGGGUGAAGGUUGCCACGGUGACCAGGACUGUCCACCGGAUUAUUAACAUAAUGUUCGUCACCCUUGUGCCCACUACUGUUUUCUGGCCUUCUAGAGUGGAGCUCAGGAAAAAUCUUCCUGCAUCUUUGCGCUCCACAUACCCAGACUGUGCAGUGAUUAUUGAUUGCUUCAAGGUGUCUCUGGAAAAAGCUGUCAGUGUAGAUGUAAAUCAACAGGUUGCAUCCACAGCAUCAACUGUGCCCACUCAGUCCACCCAGUCAGCCAUGGUAGAUGAGUUGAAGUAUGUGAUUGGUGUUGCUCCACAAGGUGUGGUCACAUUUGUCUCAAGGGGAACACCGGGUCAUGUCAGUGACAAGAAUCUAGUAGAGAGUUGUGGCCUCCUCUGUAAGCUCCUUCCAGGUGAUGUUGUGCUGGCUGAGUGUGACUUCGACAUUGGGGACUUGGUGGGUGCUUGCAAAGCCGAACUCAAAAUCACUAGUAGAAACUACAUUGAAAGUAGCCAGAGUGGUCAGGAUGGAGAAGAUUCCUUACUUUUCAGCACAUUUUCAGAUAAGGCGGAUGUUCACCGGCAUGUUGGACGGGUAAUAGAAAUGGUCAAGAGGAGAUACUCUAUGUUGACCGGACCGGUGGAGAGUCCCUUCACAGUCAUAGAUCGCACUACCAAUGUGAACACUUUCGAUAAGAUCGUGCAGGUUGCCUGUGCCUUGAAUAAUCUGUGUAUUUCUGCUGCUCCCCUGGAGUGAUCUCUCACUCUAUGAAAUACAAGUUUCUCAGCUGUUUAAAAGUGAUCUUGACCUGUAUAUUGGCUAAAUGCACCUUUAUUUUUCCCAAUGUAAGCAGAACACUUUACCUCGUUUGUCUCUGUUGUUAAAGGGGGAUUUGAACAUUUCUAAGAACAUUUUAUGCAACCUAAGGACCAGUUUACACUAAACAUAUUCAUCGGGCUCAAUUCAAUGGACUGUCUACUGUUUCUCUCUUUGUCUCAUUUUUUAUAAGGAACUUCCUUAUUAUCUAGUCUCUAGGCUGACUUUGUAGAUCCUCUAAUUUGAUAAAUCAUUCCAUCCAUAGCUUAAAUUUAAUCUGGUAUUUUUAGGAGAGCAGAGGCUGUAUGCUGAGAAUUUAAAAUAUUCUAGUCACUGAACGAGACAUCUCUGCUAGAAUAGUCAUAUAUUAGCUGCCUUUAGGUUUCAGUGCCUUCACCUGUGUAAUGCCUAUACAAUAUUUUUUUUUUUUUUUUUUUGCUGUAUAGAUAUUUUUGCAUUAAAUCAACAGUCCUUUAGUGCCUUGAUGGCCUUACAUUGUACCACUCUACCAUGUAUUGUUAUUGGAUGUUAGUACCACAACAUUACAAAUUAGUUAUUUGCAUUCCUAUGUGAUUGAUGUUGUUUUAAAUCAACACAUUAUCAUUUAGCAUGAUAUAUGUACUCAAAUAUUUUAGCCUAUUUUUUUUAAGAUUUGCGCAUUUCAAUUUUUUAACAGUAUUCCAUCAAAUUGAGUUAUCUUCAACAAAAAUAAAUGAUUAAAACUCAUUAAUUUCAAUUAGUUAAAGAUUACUCUAUUUAAUUUGAUGGAAUUUUGUUAGAAACUGAAAUUUUGCCUGACAUAAUGUGUCAGUACUGUUUCCCCAGCUAUCACUUAACUUUGUUUGUGUGUUCUGUUUAUCUAUAUGUGGUUUGUGAAAGUGAUUAUGCUUAUUUUGUUUAGUUUUUUUUUACUUGAUUUUUGUUAUCAAGCUGCUUUACUCAUGUGUCCUGUGUGCAGAUUUCACCAACAUGACUGGAAUAUAAUGUAGGCUACCAUCCUGUUGUAUAACAUGUAUGAAUAUGUCUGUCCAUAAACUGUUGAGUACUUGUUAUUUGGAUGAAUUUGGACUUUUGUUACUCUUCAUUCAUUAGAAUUUCAUUAACUUGAGUCAGACACAGUACAUUUUAAUUUUGCAUAAACUGUUUAUGAGUCAUUGUCAUUCACCAGAACAUGUCAGAUAUCUUAAGCAGAAUGUUUUGUCUCAUAAAAGGU
Messenger RNA from Myxocyprinus asiaticus (Chinese sucker), 2898 nucleotides. RefSeq lists its product as uncharacterized. The coding region runs from base 69 to 1625 and encodes 518 amino acids. The transcript has 2 exons. Lineage: Eukaryota; Metazoa; Chordata; Actinopteri; Cypriniformes; Catostomidae. The record is from RefSeq and is a predicted model, not a curated record.